Sorghum bicolor (sorghum) is the source of this 1123-nucleotide messenger RNA. RefSeq lists its product as uncharacterized. NCBI's taxonomy places the organism in Eukaryota, Viridiplantae, Streptophyta, Magnoliopsida, Poales, Poaceae. The coding region runs from base 280 to 891 and encodes 203 amino acids. The transcript has 3 exons. The record is from RefSeq and is a predicted model, not a curated record.
UUAAAAAGUGAAUGCAUGGAAAUUUCCUUUUUUUAAAUUGAAAAGUAGUAGCACAUUGAGAGUUGACCUUGAUGAUACAUAUAGUAAUACUAUAUGCAAAUCAACAUGCAAGUAAUUGGCAUCGUGCGCUCUAGGCGGAUAUCAGAAGCCACAUGGAACAUGCAAGUAAUUGGUAUCAAUCCGUUAGCAUCGUGCGCUCUAGUUUCUGGUUUGGUGAGCCACGCUUGAUCCGCUGGGGGCGCCCAUCGCCCAGAGCAAGCAAGCCGUCUCCUCACUCACAUGGCAAGAAUGGCGUGGCGAGUGGCACUCGCCGCGGCCGUCCUCCUGUGCGCGACCGCGGGGCCGGCCCUGGGGGCGAAGCGGGCGCGCAUCCCGGACGACCUGCGCGACGUGGUAGACGACGAGGAGGACGACGAGUGGCGCCAUUACGGCGCGCCCUCCUCUCGUGGCCAGGGCCGCGGCGACGGCCCGCCGCCUGACCUUUCAAAGAUGGAUCCGGCCGCCCUCCAGGCCGAGCUCCUCCGCGGCCAAACUGGCCCGUCGUUCGGCUUCGUGAAGCUCCGCCCUGGCACCGCCCGCUCACGGGAGGAUGUGGUGGGGAUUGCGACGAGGUGGAGCAAUGUGCUGCGGACGGGAUCGGUGGACGCCAAAUUCGUGGCGGUUAAUUUCGGAACGCUCAUGUUCACCAUGGAGAGAGGGCGAGACAUUCUAGAGCUGAAGGAGUUUAUCCUGAGUCAGCCCGAGGCCUAUGAAUUUAAGAUCGGUGAUCAAAUUUUCCGCAGGCCUGGAGACCCACCCCUGGACCAAGUUCUUGAUAAGCCACAGAAAAAGAAACAAGUUCCUCAUAAGCCACAGAAAAAGAAGCGUCAUAAGUCUAGAGAUGAACUGUAGAUUCAUUUGCUAAUUUGCUCUACAUGUCCUGUUCUUUUGUUCGUUCGUUCGUUCUCUUUCGUCUACUUCAGUUUUGCUCCCAUAGCAGUUUUAUCUUGUGCAAUCUGACAAAUUCACUGGUAGUACUACUCCUUGUCAAAUGGUCUGUGUACUGCUGUAGUAUUGUUAUAACCACCGUGCUGUCCCAUGACCACACCCAUUCUGAAUGCAAGAAGGCAACCGUCCUUGAUCA